This is a messenger RNA of Varanus komodoensis (Komodo dragon), 5158 nucleotides long. Its product is annotated as dual oxidase 2-like. Gene Ontology annotation, biological process: superoxide anion generation; defense response; response to oxidative stress. The record is from RefSeq and is a predicted model, not a curated record. The coding region runs from base 1 to 4647 and encodes 1548 amino acids. Gene Ontology annotation, molecular function: superoxide-generating NAD(P)H oxidase activity; calcium ion binding; heme binding. Lineage: Eukaryota; Metazoa; Chordata; Lepidosauria; Squamata; Varanidae. Gene Ontology annotation, cellular component: plasma membrane; NADPH oxidase complex. The transcript has 33 exons.
AUGGAUCCUGCCCCUGACCCAGGAGAAAGCUUCCAGCUGCCGCCCCGGUGCGCUUGCAGCUUCAUCCUCAAAGCUUCGUCUCACCCCCAUCUGAUCCGAAACUUCCUCACAUGGCGGCUGCCGCCACGGCCCGUGGAAGACGCUCCAGGUGCCCAGGUGCAUAUCAACUGGGAAAUCCCGCGCUAUGACGGCUGGUACAACAACCUCAUGCAUCACCGGCACAACUCCGCAGGAUCGUUUCUGUCCCGGCUGCUCCAUGCUAACUACGCGGAUGGCGUGUACCAGGCCCUCCAGGAGCCACGUGUCCCCAGUGCGCGGAGACUCAGCGACGUGGUGGCCCGCGGGGCCUCGGGACUGCCUUCCCAGGGCAACAGGACCGUGCUGGGUGUCUUCUUUGGUUUUCACAUCCUUGGCGAGAUCGUGGAGGCCGACACAGCUGGCUGCCCCGCCGAAUUCCUGAACUUGGCUAUCCCGCAAGGAGACCCCGUCUUUGACCCCGAGGGCUCCGGCGAUGUCGUCCUGCCCUUCCAGCGGGCACAGUGGGCUCCGGGAACGGGGCAGAGCCCCAACAAUCCCCGGGUCGAGGUGAACGGGGUGACGGGGUGGCUUGACGGCAGCGCCAUCUAUGGCCCGAGCCACUCCUGGAGCGAUUCUCUGCGGAGUUUCUCGCAAGGGAUGCUGCGCUCGGGAGAAGAUCCCGGCUUCCCGAAGCAGACCAAAGCGGGCAGCUUAAUGUGGAAGGUGCUGGAUCCAUCUGCACAACAGGGCGGACCAGAAGGAAUCCUGGAGUUCGGAAACGCCAAGGGAAACGCAAACCUGUUUCUGCAAGCCACAGGCAUUGUGUGGUUCCGCUACCACAACCACUGGGCGAGGGAGCUUGCCAGGCAGAACCCAGCCUGGUCCGACGAGGAUCUCUUCCAACAUGCACGCAAGCGGGUGGUCGCCGCUUACCAGAGCAUCACGCUGUAUGAAUGGCUGCCGGCCUUCCUGGGGAAGGAGAGCACGGCGCCCUACGGAGGUUACAAGCAGCACGUGGAUGCCCGGAUCUCCCCUGAGUUUUUGGUGACGUCGGCCCUCUUCCUGGGCAGCAUGGUCCCUGCCGGGGUCUACAUGCGGACCCCAGACUGCAACUUCCGGAACGUGACGAGCGCCAAUGGCAGCCACUCCACGGCACUCCGGCUGUGCAACAGCUACUGGAACCGAGAGAAUUCAAAUCUCAAAACAGCAAAAGAUAUUGAUGAUCUGCUGCUAGGAAUGAGCUCCCAAAUCGCUGAGCGAGAAGACAACAUUGUGGUUGAAGAUCUGAGAGAUUACUGGUAUGGGACGGUGAAGUACUCCCGCAUGGACUUUGUGGCCAACUGGAUUCAGCGCGGCCGGGACCUUGGAUUAUCUACCUACAAUAAAGCCAGGGAGUUCUUCAGACUCCUCCCAGCCCGCAAAUGGCUGGAUAUCCAGCACCAGAACCAAACGGUGAGCCCACUUCCAGAGCAGCUUCUCGAGGAAAUCGCAGGGCUGUACGGCAACACCGACAACCUGGAGCUGCUGCCUGGGGCCAUGUUGGAAGAGAACAGGACGCUCUUCCAUGCCAUCAUUGAGGACCAGUUCCUCCGCCUACGGGAUGGAGACCGGUUCUGGUUUGAGAACAUCAAGAACGGUUUAUUCACUGCUGAAGAGAUUGCAGCCAUUCGAAACACCACAUUCCAGGACGUCCUGGUGGCCGUGACCUCCGCGAAGCCAAGCCAGAUCCAAGCCCGUGUGUUUCUCUGGGGAGAGGACGGCCUGUGUCCCCAGCCGGAGCAGGUGACCGCUCAGCAGCUGCCACCCUGCACGCCGCCCUUCGUCCUGGACUACUUCCAAGGAAGCGCGGCCGGAUUCGGGAUCCUCAUCACAGCGCUCUGCUGCCUGCCCCUCGUGAGCUUGUUCGUCGCCUGGAUUGUCGCUGCUUUCCGGAGGAGAUCUUUCAACAAGCUGAAGAAGAAGCAAAACCAGAGUGACCAAACAGUAGUUUCUGCAGAGGGAAUCGAAGCCUUUGAAUGGCUGGACCCCAAGACGGCCAGCUCCCCCGUCUACCUUCAGCUGCUCGAAGACAAGGUGAUCAAAGUGCUGGACAGCAAGCUGGCCGUCCUCCGAAGCAUCACCCUGAAGAGCCACGAGCGCGUGGAGACCCUCCUGUCCAACAACAAGGGCAGCAAGACCUUGCUGCUGAAGAUCCCCAAAGAGUACGACGUGGUGCUGCAGUUCCACGGGGAGGGGGAGCGCAAGGACUUCCUCCGGCAACUGACGGCCUACCUGGGAAACUACGGGUUGUCCCUCCACGUGUCCGAGAUGAGCGAGCAGCAGCUGCUGAAGAAGGCGGUGACCAAGCAGCAGAGGAAGGACAUCCUGGAGACUUUCUUCAGGCACUCCUUUGCUCAGGUUCUCAACAUUGACAAAUUAGAUGCCGGAGAGCUCAGCUUGGAGACUUCCCAGAAGGCCAAGGAAGCCCUGAAGUGCGAGCUGAGCAGGCAGGAAUUCGCAGAGGCGCUGAGCCUCAAGCCGCAGUCCGUAUUCGUGGACUCCAUGUUCUCGCUUGCGGACAAAGACGGCAAUGGGUAUCUCUCCUUCCGGGAGUUUCUGGACAUCCUGGUGGUCUUUAUGAAAGGAUCUCCCCAGGAGAAGUCCAAACUGAUGUUUGCAAUGUAUGACAUAGACGGGAAUGGCUUCCUUUCCAAAGAAGAAUUCUUCAGGAUGCUGAGGUCCUUCAUCGAGAUCUCCAACAACUGCCUCUCGCGGGACCAGACGGAGAAGGUCAUCGACUCCUUGUUCAAGGAGUCGGGCUUCCAAGAUAAGGAGGAGCUCACCUGGGAGGACUUCCACUACAUGCUGCGGGACCACGACAACGAGCUCCGUUGCACCCAGCUGUGCGUGAGAGGUCAGGGAACAGGAUUCGGGAAUGGAGUUUCGAACCAAUUCAAGCAAAGCGAUAACAACCGUGUCUCCUUCAUAAGCAAGGACAGAGAAAACAAACCAUCCUUCCUUCAACCGCAUCUGUACACGGAAGCCCGGAGAGAGAGGUACCAGCGGAGCAAAGUCCACCAGAGGAUCCAGCAAUUCAAGCGCUUCAUCGAGAAUUAUCGGCGCCACAUCAUCUGUGUGGUCAUUUUCUCGGCCAUCACAGUCGGGGUCUUUGUGGAGAGAGCUUACUAUUAUGGCUUUGCCUCGCCGCCCUCGGGAAUCGCAGACACGACCUUCGUCGGCAUCAUCAUCUCCCGCGGGGCGGGGGCCAGCAUCUCCUUCAUGUACUCCUUCAUCCUGCUCACUAUGUGCCGGAACCUCAUCACGUUCCUGCGGGAAACCUUUUUCAACCGCUACAUCCCCUUCGACUCCGCCGUGGACUUCCACCGUUGGAUCGCCACCGCAGCCUUGAUUUUCUCAGUGCUGCAUACCUUGGGCCAUGUCGUGAAUGUCUACAUCUUCUCCAUCACCCCGCUCAGCAUCCUCGCCUGCGUCUUCUCCAGCAUUUUCUUCGAUGAUGGGUCCCAGAUUCCUCCCAAGUAUUACUGGUGGUUUUUCGAGACAGUCCCCGGCAUGACGGGGGUGCUGCUCUUGGUCGUCCUUGCCAUCAUUUACGUCUUCGCAACUCACUAUUUCCGGCGCAUUAGCUUCCAGGGAUUUUGGAUCACCCACCACCUUUAUGUGGUCCUCUAUAUCUUGGUCAUCAUCCAUGGCAGCUUCGGCUUGAUCCAGCAGCCCCGCUUCUACAUCCAUUUCAUCGUCCCGGCCCUCUUCUAUGUAGCGGACAAGCUCAUCAGCCUGAGCAGGAAGAAAGUGGAAAUCAGCGUGAUAAAGGCCGAGCUGCUCCCUUCAGGUGUCACCAACCUCCAGUUCCAGAAGCCCCCAGACUUUGACUACAGGUCUGGGCAGUGGGUGCGGAUCGCCUGCCUGUCCCUAGGGACCACCGAGUACCACCCCUUCACCCUGACCUCCGCCCCUCACGAGGACGCUCUGAGCCUGCACAUCCGAGCCGCCGGGCCUUGGACGACGCGGCUGCGGGAGCUCUACUCUCCUGAAAGCAUCGCAGAAAUGGGCAGGUACCCCAAGCUCUACCUGGAUGGACCUUUUGGAGAAGGGCACCAGGAGUGGAACAAGUUUGAAGUGUCGGUGCUGGUGGGAGGGGGCAUCGGCGUGACCCCGUUUGCCUCCAUCCUCAAGGAUCUAGUCUUCAAGUCCUCCGUCGGCUCCCGGAUCCUGUGUAAGAAGAUCUAUUUCAUAUGGGUGACCCGGACGCAGCGGCAGUUUGAGUGGAUGGCAGACAUAAUCCGUGAGGUGGAGGAGAACGACCAGCAGGACCUGGUCUCCGUCCACAUCUACAUCACGCAGCUGGCCGAGAAGUUUGACUUGCGCACAACUAUGCUGUACAUCUGUGAGCGGCACUUCCAGAGGGUCCUCAACCAGAGCUUGUUCACAGGCCUGCGCUCCAUCACCCACUUCGGACGGCCACCCUUCCUCCCCUUCUUCUGCUCCUUGCAGGAGGUCCAUCCUGAGGUGAAGAAGAUUGGCGUAUUCAGCUGUGGCCCCCCAGGAAUGACUAAGAACGUGGAGAAAGCGUGUCAGAAGAUCAACAAGCGUGAUCAGACCCACUUUAUACAUCACUAUGAGAACUUUUAGCUCUUUUGCAGUCUCUGCCUCUUGACUGGCAGGAGUUGCUGGAUGAGAAGUCAUAUUCCUACCUUUUGCACUCUGAAGAGAGCUGUGCUGUUUGUCCCUUCCAAGACUCUUAAGACCAUCAAGCCUGGGAACUCCUUGAUGCUUGGCCAUGCACCAAGGAGUAAGGGACACGCCAGCGCCUGGAACGCGUCUGGACUCACAUUUGCAAACAAAGAAAUAGCUGGUGCGACCCCUCCGGACCACCACCGCCACCAUCACUUGCUCUGCACGGAAAGUGUUAAGCAGCUUGAAGCAGAGAGAACCCUGGCAAUGGCAGAGUUUGGGAAGGGCUCCCCCGGUGGCCUGGUUUGCACAAUAGUCACACAGCACCCCGUCAUUUCGGUAAUUAUCUGUGUCGCCUGCAGGUUGCUUUAUUUUAUGCUUUAUGAACCUGGUGGGGGUACCUUCCCGACCACCCCAGAAACCUAGAGCAAGCCAUGGAUGGUCUGGAAGGCGCCUUGCCAGCCACCUU